AUGACCAUCUACACCUCCCACGUCCCCGCCCCGGAGCUCCCCGAGCUCUCCGUCUUCAGCUACCUCUUCCCCUCCCGCCCGGGCCAGUCGCCCAUCCCUGAAUCCGCCCGCGACCCAAACUUGGUCAUGUACAUUGAUGGCCUGACCGGUCGGGAGCUCAAGCGCGGCGAGAUCGAGGACGGUGCGCUCCGCGUUGCCACUGGCCUGAAGCAGAGGGGUGUGAAGAGGGGCGACACGGCCAUGAUCUUCAGUCCGAACAGCCUUGACUGGGUUGUGGCCGCUUAUGCGCUGCAGGCUGCUGGCGUCACUGCCUCGCCCGCCAACGUCGCUUAUGGCCCCCGCGAGCUCGCGCACCAGUACAACGACUCUGGCUCGAGUGCCAUCUUCAUCCACCCCGCGCUGCUCCCUAUUCUGGCCGAGGCCAAGGGACACUUCAAGACCGCGCCCUCGGACGACCGGAUCAUCCUCCUGUGCCCCGACGCGCAGGCGCCCCAGAACACGCCGUACAAGACGCUGUACCAGAUCCGCGGCGAGCGCGCUAUCCCGGAGGAGUUCAACGGCGCCGACUCGCGCGAGACAGCGUGGCUGUGCUACUCCUCCGGCACGACUGGAUUGCCAAAGGGAGUCCAGACGAGCCACUACAACCUCACGUCCCAGCUGCAGGCCGUGAACCCCGUGUACCCAACUCUGGUCCCCGGGAAGGAUACGAUCCUCGGAGCCCUGCCGUUCAGCCACAUCUUCGGCCUCGCGACGCUGGUGACGCAACCCCUCACUUCCGGAGUGCCCGUCGUCGUCUUCCCGAAAUUCGACGAGAUCCCCGUCCUCUCCGGUAUCCAGAAAUACGGGAUCAGCUACGGCUGCGUCGUGCCGCCCAUCAUCCUUCUGCUCCUCCACUCCCAGAACACGGGCAAGUUUGACCUCACGUCGCUCAAGACACUGCAGUGUGGUGCUGCCCCCCUUUCCCCGGAACUCGCCGCCGCGUUUGAGAAAAAGUUCCCCCACUGCCGCGUGUCCCAGGGAUACGGACUCACCGAGACCACGCCGACGAUCACGUACGGCAAGCCGGAGGACAUGGAGGGGCGCAAGGGGUCUUGUGGCCGUCUGAUCCCGACGUACGAGGCCCGGUUGGUGCAGGAGGACGGCAGCGAUGCGCCGGAAGGAGGCAGGGGCGAGCUCUGGGUCCGCGGCCCCAGUGUCAUGACGAGGGGCUAUCACCGCAACCCCGAGGCGACGGCCAAGACGAUGAACGGCGACUGGUUCAUGACGGGCGACGUGGCGGUGCGCGACCCCGAGGGCUGGUACACCAUCGUCGACCGCGUCAAGGAGCUGAUCAAGUACAAGGGCUUCCAGGUGCCCCCCGCCGAACUCGAGGCGCUGCUGCUGACGCACCCCGACGUCGUGGACGCGGGCGUUGUAGGUGUCUGGGUCGAGGAACAGGCCACGGAGCUGCCGCGGGCAUACAUUGUCGCCCGCCCCGGUCUCAUCCCGGAGCAAGGCAGGGAGGAGGCCAGGAGCAAGUUUGGGAAGGAGAUCGCGGCGUGGGUCGCUGGUCGUGUCGCGCAGCACAAGAAGCUCCGCGGCGGCGUCAAGGUGAUUGACGCCAUUCCGAAGAGCCCCAGUGGCAAGAUUCUGAGGAAGGACCUGAGGGUUGUCGCACAGGAGGAGAUCAAGCGCGAGGGCCUGGGGGCCAAGGCGAAGCUGUAA
Trichosporon asahii var. asahii CBS 2479 is the source of this 1704-nucleotide messenger RNA. RefSeq names its product AMP binding protein. The transcript is spliced from 2 exons. The record is from RefSeq and is a predicted model, not a curated record. Gene Ontology annotation, biological process: secondary metabolic process. The coding region runs from base 1 to 1704 and encodes 567 amino acids. Gene Ontology annotation, molecular function: CoA-ligase activity. Lineage: Eukaryota; Fungi; Basidiomycota; Tremellomycetes; Trichosporonales; Trichosporonaceae.